Helianthus annuus (common sunflower) is the source of this 4016-nucleotide messenger RNA. Its product is annotated as receptor-like protein 14. The transcript has 11 exons. The record is from RefSeq and is a predicted model, not a curated record. The coding region runs from base 143 to 3877 and encodes 1244 amino acids. Gene Ontology annotation, molecular function: protein binding. Lineage: Eukaryota; Viridiplantae; Streptophyta; Magnoliopsida; Asterales; Asteraceae.
AAGAAAUUGAAGGCUGGAUAUUUUGCGAAGAAGAUUAUUUCUUCUAUUUAAGGGUGAACCUUGUGAUACAAAUGCAUCACUUAUUUGCAACUCACUACAAAACCAGUGAUACAAAUUCGGCCUUUCUUUAUUUUGUAAGAAAAUGGAGAGUUGGUGUUUAAGCAAGCAUAAAGCAUCAUUGUUGAUGUAUAUGCUGUUACUAUUUUCUAUGGUCGGAUGGAUACAAGGGAUCCAUAUAGAAGAUCAAAGAAAAGCACUUCUUGACAUUAAAGCCUCACUUCAUGAGCUGUCAAACCUUCUCGAUGUUGACAAUAUCUUGCCCACUUGGGUUGAUCAUGGAAGCACCGAGGGCGAAUAUUGUGAAUGGGAGAGGGUAAGGUGUGACAAAACCUCCGGGUAUGUAACCGACUUGUCUUUGAGCAACAUCGCCUCCUUAGAAGACGACCUCUACUUAAACUAUGAGAAUAAUUUAUAUAAAGGGGUGAUUUGGCCAUUAAACGUUUCUCUCUUCCUUCACUUUAAAGAGUUGAAAAAACUUGAUUUAUCAUGGAGUUAUAUUGGGGAUACGUUCAUAAGCUCAGGACUUGAAAGACUGUCGGGUUUAAAGAAGUUGGAGAAUCUGAACCUUAGCAAUAAUUAUAUAGAUUCAAACUAUCUUGAUACCAACAUCUUUCCUUCGUUGAGUGAGCUCACUUCACUCAAAAGUUUGGAUGUCAGUUUCAUUAAUGGAUAUCAACACUCGCCUACUCAUGAUAUUUCUGACUUUUCAACUUUAGAAAAUUUGGAGGUAUUGGAUCUCACUGGGUGUGGCUUUUAUGGUACCUUACAAAUGUCAGAGAGCGCUCCUACGUUACGGAAAUUGAAAGUUCUAAAUCUUGGGAAAAACCAAUUCAAUGAAAGCAUUUUAAAAUCUUUAAGUGCUCUUACAUCACUUAAAGCUCUAGAUCUUCGAAGCAAUAAUUUGCUUUCUGGAUUAUUUCCAUCUGAAGAGAUAAGUCAUUUUACUAACCUAGAGAAGUUGGAUUUAAGUGAUAACAAUCUCGACGGCGUAUCAAGUAUCCAAGGUUGUAAGAGCUUAAUGAGAUUACAAAAUCUGGAAAGCAUAUCUCUUGGCACUAACUAUUUUAACAAGAGCAUCAUAUCAUGCCUAAGUUUUCUUCCAUCUCUCAAGAUUCUUGAUCUUAGUGGUUCAAGUGAACUCAUAAUUGAUUCUUUUCCUUUGCGAGAGUUAUCUUCCUUGAGAGAGUUAACGAGGCUUGACUUGAGCAAUUGUAAUCUUGAGUCACUCACAUUAAAUGGUACCAUGAGCAAAUUGACACACUUAAAUCUAGAUAACAACAGAUUCAAUGAUGACAUCAUGAGAUCCAUGGCUGCCUUUCCAUCCCUAAGAUAUCUUUCUUUAGGCUAUUGUUUUUUGGGAGGAAGACUUUAUGGUAAUGAACUCCCUGAUUUACCUGACUUGGAAGUCCUCAUCUUGAAGGAGAAUAAUUUCAGUGGAACAUUACCAAUAGAAGCUUUGGCAUCUUUCCACCAUCUUGAGGUCUUAGAUUUGAGUUCGAACAAUUUUGUUGGAAGCCUCUCAUCAACGAUAAAGUCAUUAUCUUCUCUUAAAGUUCUUUCAUUCGCUUACAAUAAGCUCAAUGGAUCAUUGCCCGAUGAUGGGUUCUGUGGAUUAUUGAACCUCCAGGAGUUAGAUCUUCAAGAAAACAUGUUUAAUGGAAAUAUACCCGAAUGUUUCAACACGUUGUCAUCUCUUAAGAUGUUUGACAUUUCUUCAAAUCUUUUUACCGGAACGCUUUCGCCAUCUCUAAUGGCUAAUCUCACUUCCCUCCAAUAUGUUGAUUUUAGUUAUAACAAGUUUGAAGGUCCAUUCUCAUUCAGUUCAUUCUCCAAUCAUACAAAGCUUAAGGUAGUAAAAUUUAUAAGCGACAAUGAUAUGUUCGAGAUUGAAACAGAAGACCCUACAGGUUGGAUUCCAAUGUUCCAGUUAAAAGUUCUUGUGCUAUCAAACUGCAAUAUAAACAGGGCAAAGGGGAAUGUUUUUCCUAGUUUUCUAGUUAAGCAACGUAACUUACGAGUACUGGACAUGUCUCACAACUCCAUGAAGGGACAACUUCCGAAUUGGGUGAUUAAACAUAACCCAAUGCUGGAAGUACUUAUUCUAAGGAACAACUUAUUUUAUGGUACUAUCAUGUUGUUUCGCACAAAUCAUAACAUAAGGUUGUUCGAUUUAUCUGGAAAUCUAUUGACUGGUGUUGUUCCCAAAUUUUUACAAAGGUUCCUUCCAGGUAUAUCUCAUCUGGAUUUGUCCAGUAAUUCAUUAGAUGGUGUUAUUCCAUCUUCAAUUGGUGAUAUGAGCGAAUUAAAUGUACUGGAUUUAUCUAAUAAUAAGUUGUCUGGAGAAGUACCAAGUGGAUUGAUAGCAAACAAUUCUCGGUUGUUAUAUACAGUAAAACUGUCGAAUAAUAAACUUCAUGGUGAGGUGCUUUCUGGAAACUUUAGCUUGGAUGGCAUUUGGAAUCUUCACUUAGAUAACAACAAUUUCACAGGCAAUAUUGGAAAUUUGGCAGUCACGGGUUCUUUAGGUCUUUUGGAUAUUAGCAAUAACUUUUUUACCGGUUUGAUACCAAGUUGGAUAAGCAAUGUGAGCAUCAUUUCUGAACUUGUGUUGAGGAAUAAUAGCUUGGAAGGCCCAUUUCCUUGCGGAACAACUUCAUUCACGUUUCUCGACAUCUCAGAAAAUUUAUUGUCCGGGCCCAUCCCAUCUUGCUUAAAUACGCGACGUCUAGAGCAUCUUCAUUUAGGUUCCAAUAGCUUUACAGGACCGAUACCCGAUUCUUUUCGUAAUAUGACUAAAGUUUUAACUUUAGACAUAAGCAACAACUACUUGUCGGGUGAGAUUCCUAGUUUUUUUGGUAAAUUGUCCAAUCUAAUAAUUCUUCUCUUACGAGAAAAUAACCUUAUGGGUUCUAUUCCAAAACAGUUGUGCCAAUUAACUAAUGUUAGUUUGCUUGACUUAUCCAACAACUCCCUUUCUGGUUCAAUACCUAGUUGCCUCCAUAAUAUUACAGGUCCAAGUUACCAAGCUUUCGUGCAAGAAAGUACGGCAUUAAGUCAUGCGCCUUCAUUUUACAGUUAUAGAGGUUUUAUAACUAAAAUGCAGGACACCGAUGACAAUCAAUUCUACAGCCAACAAGACGAGGUUCAAUUUACAACAAAAAGCCUUCAUCUCACCUAUAAGGGUGUCAUUCUUGAUAUUAUGUCGGGAUUGGAUCUAUCAUGUAACAAACUAACUGGUGAAAUCCCUGAGGAGCUAGGAUUGUUGACCCAGAUUCGUGUUCUGAAUCUAUCUCACAAUGUGCUGACAGGGCCUAUUCCAGUGAAGUUAUCAAAUCUCACAAACAUAGAGAGCUUAGACCUUUCUUCUAACCAUUUGACUGGAAAAGUUCCACCAGAGCUAACUAAGUUGAAUUCUUUAUCUUCUUUCAACAUUUCUUUCAACAAUCUAUCAGGUAAACUCCCAGAAAUGACUGCACAGUUUAGUACAUUUACCAAAGAGAGCUAUGAAGGGAACGCACUUCUUUGUGGUCUACCGUUAGAGAACAAAUGCACCACUGACCCAGAGAGGACCUAUCCAUCCAAUAAUGAAGAAGGAACUCAUGAGAAAUGGUAUAAUGUGGAUAUGGUGUCCUUCUAUGGAAGUUGUGGUUCCACAUGGCUUGUGUUCAUGUCGGGAUUUGCAGCACUACUUUACAUCAAUCCGUACUGGCGUAGAAAGUGGCUAGACUUUGUUGAAGAAAUUAUGUUUACAUGUUAUUACUUCCUUCUUGAUUCAGUGAGGAGGCCUUUUGUGCUCUUACAUAACUAUGACUUAUAAUUUGUGCAAACUUGCUUUUUAUGUAUUUAUAUUAUAAAUUUUGUGUCUUGGUAGUUGAUGUAUCAUAUAUGUAUGAUAACUAGUUUUUGCCCCGCCCGCUUUACGGGGCAAUAAGCUGAAUAUUUCUCUCUCAUAACAU